UAACUUAAUGUACUUUUAUAAACCUUGUUAGUUAUGCUUUUUAUUUUCAAUAUGCAGCUACGAUUUAGCUCAAAAUAUUUGUGCAAGCAUACUCUGCGCAAGCAUUUAUCUACUGUUAAUUCGUAACCUAUAAUAUUUAGUUUCAAUCAGCAUAGCAAAAGUUUACUCGAGAUUCACUAAGUACGCAUAGAAAACCAUGUUUGAUGAGACUUUGAUUUUUUUUGUUGAUUAUUUUUACAGAUCCUUCAAACUAACCAAGGCACAAGCGUUAUUGCUUUUAUCAUGUAUGGAGAGAAACAAAGAACUAGCAAAAGGCAAAAUUGUCGAUCCGGUAAAAGAGAGACAGUUGUGGACAGAAAUAGUGGUAUAUCUGAAUGCGGUUGGCGAGGAAAAGACUGUGGAGACUUGGAUUGAGAUAUGGCAACUGUUAGUGCAAAACACAAGGGCGAAAGAUAUCAAGGCGGAUUUACGGAUUUUGAACAUCUUGGACAAUGAAUUUCCGGUGGACGCUACCUCACGCAAAAGGGUCGCAGAUGAAUCUAAUGCAGCUUCAUCUUUAAAUCAACCUAAAGAAGGUGACAUCGUUAUCGUGCUAACUACAUAAAUACGUGCGAAGCAAAAAAAAAAAGUAUUAAUAUUCGUAUGUUUCUUUAGAAAUCGACGUGUCUAAAUGACAAGGUUCCAUCUCGGCAGAACCAAAUA
Belonocnema kinseyi is the source of this 702-nucleotide messenger RNA. RefSeq lists its product as uncharacterized. The record is from RefSeq and is a predicted model, not a curated record. NCBI's taxonomy places the organism in Eukaryota, Metazoa, Arthropoda, Insecta, Hymenoptera, Cynipidae. Bases 197 to 604 code for a protein of 135 amino acids. The transcript is spliced from 3 exons.